GCAGUGAACGUGCUUUCAAUUCCCGCUCGUUUGCGCCGAUUUGCGCGGAGGUGCAGCCGCGUCAGUGUCAGUGAGCCGCCCAAGUCCUCGACGCCGUCCUCGACGCCCUCCUCGACGCCCUCCUCGGCGCCGACCGCGGGGCCACCCCCGUGCGGCAAGUUGCUGCUCCUCUCGGCGCCGGGCAAGGACGACGUGGUCCCCGAGGCCGUGUCGGAAGUGGAGGCUGUGGUGGUGUCCGAGCCCGCCAGCGUGGCCGGCGUCGAGCCCGGGCCCGGAGCCCCCACCGCCAGCCCGGUCAUCGUGGCCCCGGGCGAGUACAUCUCCCUGCAAGAAGAGCCCGCCGAAGUCGGCAGCCCUCGGGCGCCCUGCAGCGUGACCAUCGACCGGUGGCGCGUGUCCGCGGCGCUGAGCGGCUGGUCCGCGUGCGUGUGGGCGGACGACCCCUGCGUCGGGGACCCUGGCCAGGCGAACGGCGUCACCGUGGCGUCCGACGGCUACCCCUACACCCUGGACGCCGGCAUGGCGGCCGGCCCCUUCGACGACGCCAUCUUCUCGGACUUCGGCCAGUGCGGCGCGGGGACGCUGCUGUCCGGGAGUGGCGGCAAAGACUCACGGGGCCACCACUCCAUCCAGGUCGGCGACAAGGUUAUGCUGUCCGACAUGAUGCUGGGACUGCCCCCCAUGUCGCCGCACCACAUGAACAACAACAAUAGCACCAGCAACAACAACAAAGUGGAAAGUCAACCGCAGCACCACCUCCACGGCCUGCAGGGCCUCCACCACGACCUGUACCACCAGGACUCCCCCGGGCCGGCGGCCUCCGCCUGCAGCGCGGCCUCGGACACCACGCCGCCGGGCCACGGCCACAACAAGGCCUCGGCCAGUGACGGCAGCCUGCUGCAGCCAGUGGCGAGCGAGCAAACCACACCCAAAAAGUCGGAGUCGAAAAGCUCCAAGAGCAAGGCGGACAACAACGGCAUCAAGAAGAAGAAAACAAGGACCACCUUCACGGCCUACCAGUUGGAGGAGCUGGAGCGGGCCUUCGAGCGCGCGCCGUACCCCGACGUGUUCGCCAGGGAGGAGCUCGCCCUCAAGCUCAACCUCAGCGAGUCCCGCGUGCAGGUGUGGUUCCAGAACCGGCGCGCCAAAUGGAGGAAGCGAGAGCCGCCGCGGAAGACCGGCUACCUCGGUUCAGGCACCUCGAGUCCCAGCCUGGGCUCCCCGUUCAGCACCCUGGGCGGCGGCCUCAGCAACGGCCUGUCUUCCUUCCCGCCGGCCGCCCCCGCGCCGCCCCCGCCACCCCACAGCGUGCCGCUGUCCACCGACCCCUGGGCGUCGUACUCACAGUACGACAUCAACCUGCCGUACUCGUCCUCCUUCUCCUCGCCGUCCAGCGCGUCCUCGUACGGCUACGGCAUGCAGGACGUGUUCCGGCCGUCGCACCACGAGUACAUCCAGAUCGGCGGUGACGUGGACGACUCGCGGGACUACCAGUCCCUGCUGGGCGGCCACUCACCGCACCACCUCGGCGGCCCCGCCUACGUGGACGCCGUCGACGACAUGAACGACAAGUACCCGGACGACGACGGCGGCCUCUUGCACCACCAGCACCACCACGGCCACCACGCGGGCGGCACCAAGGACGUGGACCUCGGCGCCGUGUCCUCGACGGCCGCCUCGACGACCACGACCAUCGGGGGGUUCAACGUGAUCAACAGGCCGGGCGCGGCGGGCAGCGCGUCGACGGGCGCGGCCAAGGACCAGGGCAUGGUGAAGGUGGAGACGGACAUGCAGGCCUUCAACCUGCUGCCACCCUUCAUGUCGGACUGACGAUCGUGGGCCCAGAGCCGAAAGGUGUCCCCGCUGUCGGGCACGUCGGGCACGGACAGCUUGUAGCCUCGCGCCAGGCCUCGCGCCCCGCACCACCCUGGCGGACUGGCGCUCCUUGGACGAGUGCCUCGCGUGGCAGCCCUGGUGGCCAUUGCCGCUGUCGGCCAUGGCUGCCGGGAAGGGUGGCAGGGCCAAGCUGAACGUGUGCCAGCUUUCGGCUUUUGGCUGGGCCAUUUAGUGUAGUUAAAUAAAUUCGCCAUGAUAUUAUUGGUUGUUACGGACGGGACGGGACAGCUACCCGGAAGAGAGGGAAAAAUCGCUUUUCUGGGAUGGCGAAGUUUCAUGCCCUUGUUGCACCGAAACAAUAAAGACUGAAGUCUCUAAAACAAACAUCGGCUUCGUAUUUGUUGAACA
Thrips palmi is the source of this 2244-nucleotide messenger RNA. Its product is annotated as homeobox protein orthopedia B. NCBI's taxonomy places the organism in Eukaryota, Metazoa, Arthropoda, Insecta, Thysanoptera, Thripidae. Gene Ontology annotation, biological process: regulation of transcription by RNA polymerase II. The record is from RefSeq and is a predicted model, not a curated record. Gene Ontology annotation, molecular function: DNA-binding transcription factor activity, RNA polymerase II-specific; RNA polymerase II transcription regulatory region sequence-specific DNA binding. The coding region runs from base 520 to 1830 and encodes 436 amino acids. The transcript has 8 exons.